Paramecium sonneborni is the source of this 1381-nucleotide messenger RNA. Lineage: Eukaryota; Ciliophora; Oligohymenophorea; Peniculida; Parameciidae. The record is from the annotation of a GenBank genome assembly.
AUGUUAGAAAUAAUUGAAGUGGUAAAUCAAAUAAAGAAUAAAUUGAGUCUUAAAAAUGUAAUAAUUAAUUUUAAGAUAAAAAGGAGAGUGAUUUAAUAAUAUAAUCAUUUAUAUUGGGAGUAUUGUAAGGGAAGAGCAAAAAUCCAAAUAAUUAAGAUUUAUUAGAAUAAAAUUUAGAAAUCAUUAUGAGUUUAAAUAUGCUAAUAGACAUCAAUUUAUAUAAUCCAUAAAGAGUUCAAAAGUUAUAUAAUGAUGCUCUAUAAGGAUCUAAAGAUGUAUUGCAUUAUAUUUAAAUUUAAGUUAAAUCAACUUUCAAUUUAAUUAGAGAAAGAAGUGUUUGAAAUAAAUGAAUAUCAAUAAGAGAAUAUAAGUUUCAUCUAAAAAGUACCAGAAUAAAAAUAAAGUAAUAUAUAGUCAAGAUUAGUAAAAUCUUAAUAGAAUUAAUAAUAAGGAUAAUAAAAAUAUUAAUAAUUAGAUGUUUACUAUUUAGAUUCUUAGUUUCUAUAACCAUAGUAAUAAUAAAUAAAUUAUGACAAUUUUUAAAAUGCCUCGAUGAUAUAUAAUUAAUUACGAUAGAAUAAAUCAAAUGAUGAAUCAAAAAGUAUAGAAUUGGCAAUGUAAUUGUAAAGAUAGUAAUUGAUUAUUUUAUAUUAUGAUAGAUUUGAAAAAGAGGUGGAUGAAGAUAAAACGAAUUAAAUUGAAUGUUAAAUUUGUCUUGAGAAUAUACCAUUUAUUGAGAUGGCAACUUUAUAUUGUUCACACAUAUUUCAUUAAAAAUGUUUAAAUUAACAUUGCACUAAUUAAAUAUAAAGCAGAUAAUUUCCAAUUUUAUGUCCUUCUGGAUGUAAGAAUAACAUAAUAUAUACUGAUUUAAUAGAAGUAUUAGAUGAUCGUUAGUUAUUAGAAUUUUAAUAAUUAACAUUUAAAGCUUAUGUUGAAAGUCACGGAGAAGAUGUAUAUAAUUAUAUUAAUAAACAGUAUUCUUGGUGUCCAACUCCAGAUUGUUAAUAUGUUUUUAUUGCAGGAGAUAAUUCUUAAUUGAAUUGUCCAGUUUGUAAGAAAUCAUAUUGUUUGUAAUGUAAAAUUGAAUAUCAUAAUGGAUUUUCUUGUAAAGAAUAUUAAGAUAAAAAAAAAAUGGAAUCUAAUUUAAAGAAAGAGAAAUUUUUAGAUGAUAAAUUUUUUAGUUUUAUUAAAGGUUCUAAAUUUAAAUAAUGUCCUAAAUGUAAAAUGUGGGUUGAAAAGAGUGAAGGUUGUAAUCAUAUGACUUGUAGAUGUAAAUUUCAAUUUUGUUAUGUUUGUGGAGGAGUAUAUGAGAAAUGUGAAUGUGUGAAAUAAGCUCAUGCUAAUUGGCCUUCACCUUUUAGAAGAAAUAGAAGAUGAU